Messenger RNA from Seminavis robusta, 837 nucleotides. The record is from the annotation of a GenBank genome assembly. NCBI's taxonomy places the organism in Eukaryota, Bacillariophyta, Bacillariophyceae, Naviculales, Naviculaceae.
AUGGAAUCCGGACACGCACCUGCAGCAAUGACAGAUCUACCAACCACAGCAUCCAAUAACAGGAGUAGAAAUCCGACUACCACCAGUACGCAGAAUCCGGAAAGUGACAGCGAUUCGGCAGCCACUGGCGACAACAUCUGCAAUCAUGAAAUCACUUCUGCUACUGAAAACACUAGUGACAGGAAGAUGACACCUGAAGAAAGGGCGCAUGCAGAAGAAAUACUACGGUUGACAGAAAAUACUCAGUUGCAAGAACGUGAUUCAAAAGACAGCCCAAAACCAAUGACAAAAGACAGCAAAGAGGUAGACGACCGAAAACCAGCGACCAAAGAGAGUCGCCAGGUCCAAAAAGAUGGCAAAAGCCAACACGACAACAGCAAGGGCAAUGAUACGAUCAACAUGGAUUCUGCUUCUAGAGCUCUUGCAACUAUCCUAGCAAGGUUUAACAACCCUCAACAAAGUGGUCAGCUCGCAUUCCUGCCAAAGGAAAUGCAGUCACAGAUCAAAAGAGACCCGGCAGAAAAGAUUGCAGUAGACAACAAAAUGUCAGCAAACCCAAACUCCAAGGAAACAAGGCACAACAGCUCUACUUUUGCUGCUCUUUCGUCUGUGGAAGUUCGACUUAACAACCCAGGACUUUCCUUCUUGCCCCCAAAAUCAUCUGGACAGCACCGAAGUGGUAUCGUUCCACCCACAGAACAAGGGCAAAAUCUUGCCACAUUUCCAACCAUUGAAACCAACGCUGCCUGCUAUUUCGUCCUGCCAUUGAUGAUGCUUCCACUGAUGCCCCACAUUCUGAACUUGCACCAACAGGCCAAGCAUCUACUGCUACUGUGA